Molecule: messenger RNA, 3180 nt
Organism: Ctenopharyngodon idella (grass carp)
Lineage: Eukaryota; Metazoa; Chordata; Actinopteri; Cypriniformes; Xenocyprididae
Exons: 11
Coding region: 117-1646 (509 amino acids)
Biological process (GO): cell-matrix adhesion
Source: RefSeq, a predicted model, not a curated record
GACAGGUACGGGUCACAUUUAAAAUCAGUGAAACUUCCUGCUGAUCCACAUCAGGUGCAAGAGCAGCAGCAGAAGCAGUCUGAGAAAACAUUCUGGUUUUAUCAGACUUCCUCAUCAUGAGAUUAUCACUGGUUUCACAGCUUCUGCUGGUGCUUAUAGCAGUCCUGUCACUGACCAGGGCACAAACAGCAACUGCACAAACAACAUUUCCAUUAAUAACACCUGCGCCAACAACAUCUGCACCGACAACAACGCCUACUACAACAACGACAACAACAUCUGCACUGACAACAACGCCUACUACAACAACAACAUCUGCCACGACAACACCUUCCAUUAAUAUAAUAACAAUGCCAUUAACAACAUCUGGAUCAACAACACUUGAAGACCCCUGCUAUAACUACACUGUGCUGGAUGAUUCCUGGAGAGCCACCAACAAUCAGUUACAAUUAUCAUUUUACAAUGAACUUAUCUCUAAAGUAAUGUGUGACACUAAUGUCAUCUGGAAAGGCUGGUACCGUCUUUUCAUUCAGGGUCAGAGCGUUCAGAUGCCAGACACAUGUGUUGAUAAGCUAAGCUGUGGUACUCAUGCCCCACUGUGGCUGAACGGUCCACACCCAAAAAUUGAGGAUGGAGUGGUCACCCGAGGCGUCUGCGGUCACUGGAUGAGUGACUGCUGCUAUUUCCAAUCCAAUCCCAUUAAGGUGAAAGCCUGCCCAGGCAAUUACUACGUCUAUGAGUUUGUUCGCCCAAUUAAUUGCUAUUUGACAUACUGUGCAGAUGUUAGGAACAUUACCAUCAAUAAUGCUACUGUCACUCCAAACACAACCAUGGCAGCACCAAUAUUCUACCCAUUCAACUCAGACACAAUAAAUCCUGCUGCUGAUGAUGGAAACUCCUCGGUUGUUCAGCUGUUGAGUCCAUUUCUGUUCUUUGGCCGCACAUACCAGCAGAUUUAUGUUAAUAAUAACGGACACCUCACAUUCAGCCAGCCUUCAUCACAGUAUGUUCCCUACUCAUUUCCUGCAAAUAGAGGCCAGGAUAUAAUUGCUGGUCUCUGGACCGACCUUGACAACCGUGCGAGAGGUGUGGUUUCAUAUCAUCAGUACACUAAUGGAAGUGUUCUCACACGCGCCACUCUGGAUAUAAACAAUCAUUUCCCUAAUCUGACCUUCAACGCUUCUUGGGUCUUUGUUGCAACAUGGGAUAAAGUCCCUUACUAUGCCUUGACCAACACAGAAACAUCGUUUCAAGUGGUGUUAAUUUCAGGCAGUAGUUUUUCAUUUAUUCUGAUGAAUUAUGGUGACAUUGCUGUAACGGGACAUCCAGUGGAGGCUGGUUAUGACACAGUAAACUCCACUGACUACUUUAUGAUUCCUGGAUCAAUCAACGGGAGCUUCAUCUCAAACCUCAAGAACUCCAGUAAUGUCAAUGUUCCCGGCCGAUGGGCCUUCAGGGUGGAAGGUGGAGCAAAGUCAAACAAAGACGUCAUUGGACUUCAAGUGAAACUUUCCUCAUUUUCAGACCUAACACAGAGUGGAAACAUUCAGAUUUUUUUACAGCAAAUAAAACAGGAGCUGGUCAAGUUUGGUCUGCCAAGCAGCAUAGAGCUAAAGUUAAGAAAAGCGCAAAAGACAAAGCCAUAAAUUCAGUCUCCUUUAGGAAAAGAAAUAAAACAAUCCGGUUCACUUAGCAUCUCACAACAAAUAUCCCAUUGAUCAUGUGCAGACUGUAAAGACCUCAGUUUUACAUUAGUGUGGUUUCAUUUGAGGGCUAUAAACACCAUAAAAGUGGUCUUACAUUAGCUUUGUGUGAUGAACAGACUGAAAUUUAAGCUUUUAAGAUGUAUAACAUUCUGACAUCUACACUAGAUUUCAUUGUAUGAUAAUGAGAGUUCUGAUAUGAUAUCCAUUUUGAAAAAAAUCAAUCUUUUGAUUCAGAUCUUUUCAGUGAAUCAGCUGCUGCUGUUACAAACCUAAUCUGAAUGAUUCAGUCACAAAUGAGAAUGAUCUGGUCCUCAAGUCCUGGAUAACAGCUGCAAUUUCAGUCUAUUCCUGACUGAAGUUUUAAAAUAUAAUGCACGAUUUAUGACACUUUUUUGGUGUUUUUGCAUUCUUGAAAGCCUCAAUCCUCAUUUGUGCUUUUUUCUUAUUCAGUACAUUUAAUGUGUCUUUAUAUUCCAUGUUUUUAAGUGAACUAUUUCUUCUGCUGUCAGGUUAAGAGCUACAUUUAAUAUUUACAUGUAUUUAUUUCUUCUCGGAAACCAGUGUGUUCUGAAAAGGAAUGUCACUCAACGGGAAGGAGAACAUUCUGUUUAUAUUCAACAUCCAUACGCUUUAGUAAUCAUCAUUGAUCCUCCUCUUUGCUUUGUCUCGUCAUGCUUUGUGUUAUCAAAAGUCUGGAACAGCAGCAGGAUUUUCAACUCAUCUUUUGAACUAAGUGAAAGAUGAAAGUAAAUGAAAGUAAAACUCUAUUUGCUGUAAGCAAAACUUACGUAAGAAAAAACAUACUUCGCCCAACUGUAAACUUCUUGCUUCCACUUUUAGACACCCUGAAUACUCUCAGUGAUUAGAACUUUCAGAAGCAGAUUACAGUACAUAAAUGUAAAAUGGUUUUAAACAUCAUUGUAAAUAUUAAAAAAAUAGACAUGAGGUUUUGGCACCACAUAAUAUUCAACACAACACAGUAUAAUAUAAUGAAAUCAUAUACCUCAUUCUGAAACAUUUAACAGCAUCUUAUAUCGUAUAUUGUCUAAUAAGUGGACAGAAAUAAUGUUGUAUGACAUUACUAAUGAAUAAACAACAGGUUUAUAGUAUCUCAACAGUUAAAUACAUUGACAUAAAAAAAUGUCAAAUUUUGCCUGUUUCUCAUUUGGAGUUUGAGUUUGUUUUGCACUGUGUUCUGUUCAGUUCAUCUGUUGUCAUAGUGUCUUGUUAAUUAUCUCGUUCAGUCCCUAUUGUUCCCUCUUUACAUAUUACCCCGUAUUUGUUUCAGUCCUUGUCAGUUCUCACCCUUAAAAAGUAGUUGUUCUGUCUCCUAUGUUUUGUUCUAGAUGUCCUGUUAGAAGUAUAUAUAUGUGUAUAUAUAAUGGUACCAGCAAAUAUGUGUGUGUUGCUAGUACCAUUUUAAUGUCAAUAAACUUAAUAAAUUUUGUUUGUUUUUAAAAAGACCAUACUGACA